CUCCAAUUAAUGGAAUGAGAUCUGUUUGCCAUAUAUAUAGAUAUAGGAUACCCAUAUUUUUUUUUAUCAACGUCACUUGCGGAAAGCAGAGGUCCAAAGAAAUCGCCCAUUUCCUCAUAAAUCAUAAUGAAAGCAAACAUAACAUUGCAAUUAUCUGCAUCAACAUUUUCACUAAAUUUCAAUUGAAUUCAAUUUUUUUGGUACCCAUUGAAUUAAAAAGCAACGUCCUUUUAGGCUUUUACCCUCCAAAUUCAAGCUGUUCCCAGCAUCGCCUUUAUUCAUCGUGUACAAAUUUGUGUUAACAGCCAAACAGGGCACUAAUUCCAGAGAGGAGAGAGAAAGUGUCUGUGUGUUUGUGUUGAAUGAGGAGGUGAUGGGUGCAGCAGGGUCGAAGCUGGAAAAAGCUCUUGGUGAACAAUUUCCUGAGGGUGAGCGUUACUUCGGCCUCGAAAAUUUUGGCAAUACUUGUUAUUGUAACAGUGUUUUACAGGCACUUUAUUUUUGCGUUUCAUUUCGAGAACAGUUGCUGGACUACUACUCAAGUAACAAAAAUACUGUUGAUGCAGAAGAGAAUCUUCUGACAUGCUUGGCUGAUCUCUUUACUCAGAUAAGUUCACAAAAGAAGAAAACAGGGGUCAUUGCUCCAAAGCGCUUUGUCCAGAGAUUGAAGAAGCAGAAUGAGCUUUUUCGCAGCUAUAUGCAUCAGGAUGCCCAUGAAUUCUUGAACUUUUUGCUGAAUGAACUCGUGGACAUACUGGAAAAAGAAGCUCAGGCUGCAAAAAGCGACCAAGAAACCUUGCCAUCUGAAAAGGUUGCAAAUGGACCAAGUAAUGCUCAGGCCAAUGCCUCCCAAAAGGAACCCUUUGUAACCUGGGUACACAAAAACUUUCAGGGAAUUCUCACGAAUGAGACAAGGUGCUUACGAUGUGAGACUGUUACAGCAAGGGAUGAAACCUUUUUUGAUCUGAGCCUUGAUAUUGAGCAGAAUAGUUCAAUUACAAGCUGUCUGAAGAAUUUCAGUUCCACUGAAACUUUAAAUGCUGAGGACAAAUUUUUCUGUGACAAAUGCUGCAGUUUGCAGGAAGCGCAGAAGAGAAUGAAGAUUAAAAGGCCACCCCACGUCCUAGUUAUCCAUUUGAAGCGGUUUAAGUACAUUGAACAGCUGGGACGCUACAAGAAACUAUCCUACCGGGUGGUCUUCCCUCUUGAGCUGAAACUGAGUGACACUGUGGAAGACUCAGAUAGAGAGUACUCUUUGUUUGCUGUUGUCGUCCAUGUUGGUAGUGGCCCUAAUCAUGGACACUAUGUUAGCCUUGUCAAAAGUCAUAAUCAUUGGUUAUUCUUUGAUGAUGAGAAUGUGGAGAUGAUUGAUGAGUCAGCUGUCCAGACAUUUUUCGGGUCAGCACAGGAAUACUCUAGUAACACAGACCAUGGGUAUAUUUUGUUUUAUGAGUCCCUUGGUCACAGUAACAUUAGCUAGGCAUAGUAUCCUCAUUUAUUAGGAGUUUAUUUUAUUCCAAAAUUUUGUUUUUUUUAAUCCCUUGUUUCCUCUUCUUUCCUUCAACCAUUGGGAGAAGUAGGGUUAUCAUUGGUUAGGUUGUGGAAAUGUAUACUGCAUAGGCGGUUGGCUUAGUGGCUUGUACAGGUGGACGUUGGAACGUUGAAGACCCUCGGUUGAGGGAUACAAGAAAAUAACAGUGUAUAUGAUGGUAGUGGGCAAUUCUUCCACCAAAUUUUGUAACCUUAAUUGAUGUGAAUGUUGUUCCGACAGAUGAGUUGUAUGAGACUAGCAGCCAACUUUUCCAUAGCAGUCGAAACAAAUCUUAUUUUGGUGAUAUUAGUAGGUUUAUGGAAUGGUGCUUUGAUUAA
Beta vulgaris subsp. vulgaris (sugar beet) is the source of this 1869-nucleotide messenger RNA. RefSeq names its product ubiquitin carboxyl-terminal hydrolase 3. Gene Ontology annotation, biological process: protein deubiquitination. Lineage: Eukaryota; Viridiplantae; Streptophyta; Magnoliopsida; Caryophyllales; Amaranthaceae. Bases 374 to 1480 code for a protein of 368 amino acids. The transcript is spliced from 6 exons. The record is from RefSeq and is a predicted model, not a curated record. Gene Ontology annotation, cellular component: cytosol; nucleus. Gene Ontology annotation, molecular function: cysteine-type deubiquitinase activity; cysteine-type endopeptidase activity.